UCCCAAUCCCACUUCCCCUCCUGUUCUGUCCCAAUCCCAAUCCCAAUGCUCCCAAUCCCAAUCCCAGUACCUCCCAGUCCAAAUCCCCAUCCCAGUUCCACUUCAGCCCCGUCCCAAUCCUAAUCCCAAUCCUGGCUCCGUCUCCAAUCCCAGUCCAUCCCAUUCCCAAUUCCCCUCCAGCCCCAUCCCAAUCCCAAUCCCAAUCCCAAUCCCAGUGCCCCACCGUCCCAAUCUCCCUCUCAAUCCCAAUCCCAGUGCCCCACUGUCCCAUCCCAGUAGAUCCCAGUCCCAAUCCCAAUUCCCCCCCAAUCCACUCCUGCUCUGUCCCAAUCCCAAUCCCAGUACCUCCCAAUCCCAAUCCCAGCUCCCCUUCUGCCCCAAUCCCAAUCCCAGUCCCUCCCCAGUUCUGUCUCAAUCCCAAUCUCAGUGUCCCCAAUCCCAAUCCCAUCCCAAUGCUCCCCAAUCCCAAUCCCAGUUCCCCUUCAGACCCAUUACAAUCCCAAUCCCAAUCCCAAUCCCAAUACCUCCCAGUCCCAAUCCCAAUACCUCCCAGUCCCAGUCCCAAUCCCAAUCCCAGUCCCAAUCCCAAUCCAAUCCAAUCCUCAUGCCAAUCCCAUGUCCCCCAAUCCCACUCCCAAUCCCAUUACCUUCCAAUCCCAUUCCCAAUCCCAUUGUCCCCCAAUCCCAAUGUCCCCCAAUCCCAUUCCCAAUCCCAUUCCCAAUCCCAAUGCCUCCAAUCCCAAUCCCAAUCCCAUUCCCAAUCCCA
This is a messenger RNA of Meleagris gallopavo (turkey), 766 nucleotides long. The record is from RefSeq and is a predicted model, not a curated record. NCBI's taxonomy places the organism in Eukaryota, Metazoa, Chordata, Aves, Galliformes, Phasianidae.